Yamadazyma tenuis ATCC 10573 is the source of this 1213-nucleotide messenger RNA. RefSeq lists its product as uncharacterized. Lineage: Eukaryota; Fungi; Ascomycota; Pichiomycetes; Serinales; Debaryomycetaceae. The record is from RefSeq and is a predicted model, not a curated record.
CAUCCAACCUCCCAUUUCCUCUCACAUAUCAUGGCUAUGGCGUCGCCCAUUCCGAUUCCCAACCGGGGUAGUAGCCUGAGUCGAUUGAGAAAACAAAGCCUCAUUCGGUGCUGCUCCAAAUCGUCGGGUGAUAGAUCACUUUCCAGACUGGCGCUUAUGGAAAAACCCACUACCCCCGUGUACAUCAAUAUCAACUCGAUAAAAUCCAGUGUAAAUGCCGACUCCCAUCCUUUGGAACAUGACUUCCAAGAUAGUGACAAUGAUAGCGUAUUUGAUGACAGCUUUGAAAACAGUAGCAUCACUUCGGCAAACUCCUCGAUAAACUCCAGUUUCAAUAGCUGUUUAAGUUUGUGCAGCCCUCCCACCGGUAUGAAUAUCAACCGCAAGUCUAAAGGGGUGUCCCAGAUCCAACUCUUGACCAUCAACAGCAACUCCACUCCAAGCACAUCUCCCACCAACUUAAGCCGACUUUUAAAGUCUUUACCAGUAGCGCCAACCCCAAAGCCUGUUGCGAACAAGUCAAUUGAAAUCAGAGACUUUUUGAAUGGCGAGCCCACGCGGUUCCAUGAAGCCCUCCCAUCAGUCGAACUCCAGACAUUCAAGACAACCACCGCCACCCCCACCGACUCGUUGUGGCCUGGCUGUCGCAGCUCCAACAACUUUCGAAACCGCGACGAUCGCAUCAACUCCAGCUUCUUGAAACUCUACGCCAUCGACUUCCAGUGUCGCUCUACUGGGUUGUUGCCUCACUCCAACCACGACCCCAUCCGUCCCGAUCAGACCCAGUUCCAUGCCCAGCACAAUAUGCACAAGCUCUCGGCCCGUAGCAGAGAUAAGUUAUGGCAGAGCAUCAUCUUGGCUCCUCGAUCCGACACCACCCCCACACCAUCAAUCGACCACGGCAACUACGUGUUUGUGGGUGGCCAGAAAUCGUCGGGAAAUAGUUUGACCAUGAAGCAUGGCGACAUUUUACCGUGGUCCCACGACAACAAACCCAGCUUGAAACCCACUGGAAUCCUCAAGACUUGCAAGCCCUUGGUGAACGGAACCAACCCCAACUCGGGAGUUUCACACUGUCAAUACACCAUCAAGGGAUGGAGCAAUACCCGGUGGCUCGAGUGCUCGGCCACCGCCGCUUAAUGACAUAACGACCUAAUGAUCUACACGACACUUAUUUUAUAGAGUAACAUAGUGAAUCCACGUAACGCGACUU